UCAAAUGUGCUCCAGGCAGAUUCAGUGCCCUGUGAAGCGUGGAGUUAGCAACAUCUCUUCCUUAAAUAGUUCUAUUAAAUGCUAAAUUUUGUCAUGCUCUGAUAGUAUGUAUUGAAAAUGUAUCAACUAUUUAGUGGGGUAAAAAGUGAUAAUAGUAGUAUACAAAAAAUUAUUAAUGAGUAAAAAUAAAUUUUAUUCAAAACAGGCGGGGAAAAAAUCUUUUUAUUUGCUAACCAAUCUCCAGUGCGAUAGUAAUGAUAGAUGUAUUCCCCAGUUUGCAGAGAAUGGCCAAGUUUUUACGAUGGAUGGUGAUUUAUGCAAUGGGUCUGACAACCGUCACUAUUAUUGGGAGAACGCUGCUAACUGAUGAGCCAUUGGAACCAAUAUUAUUACCAGAGUACAUUGAGCCGACGCAAAAUUCAGAUACAGUAUAUAUCGACAGAAUUAGUUCAACAGAUUAUUUGGAUGGGAUCAUAACAGCAGCACAAAUGGCAGAGAUAAGAACAGAGUUGGAAAUUAGAAGAACAAAAGUGAAAAGUGCUUGUGAGAUCCUUGGAAACGAGACAUCUCCAAUCCAUGCAGUGGUUUCUAACAUGAUUGUUGACACAAAGCAUGGAUUAUCUUGGUGCCCGAUUUAUAAAGCUGGCAGUUCAACAUGGAUGGUGCAUUUCGCUGUUUUGGGUAGAACUUUGUCUGAUCUCACAGUAGAGCUGAUUGAACGUAACGUGUUGCAAGUAAAUACUCUUGCUAGACAGGCAUUCCCAAAUGCGGACUUAAAAUCAACACUAGAGAAACUGAAGCACACAAAGAAAUUCAUUGUUGUGCGACAUCCAUUCGAACGACUUUUGUCAGCCUACAGAGACAAAUUAGAGAGUAUGGAAAGCAGAAAAUAUUAUUACAACAAAUAUGGACGCCACAUCACACAGAGAUAUCGACAGAAAACGGCAACUUCUGAUACCAAGCGAGAACCAACUUUCACAGAAUUUCUGAGAUUUAUAGCAAAGGAGAAAUACUUUGAUGAACAUUGGGCUCCUUACAAUCAAUUCUGUAGACCAUGCGUGCUGAACUAUGAUUACAUUUUGAAAUUUGAGACAUUUGAGAGAGAUGAAGACUUUUUAAUCCGAGAAUUAGGACUGAAUCAAUACUUAUACACUAAAAAUAAUGUAAAAAACGUUAAUCCACAAGGGGCAACAACAACAAUGAUCUCUAAGAAAUAUUUUCAAAACAUACCAAAGAUGCUUUUGGAAGAAGUGUACAGAGUAUAUGAAAAGGACUUUAAGCUGUUCAACUAUUCACCUGAUGGCUAUUACCAUAUGACAACAACGUGAGUGUAAUUGAGAAAAUGUGUGAUAACGUGUGAGAAGAUUGUAGGUAUGUAAAUUAUUUAUAAUAAAUGAAUAUUCUAUUUCAUU
Molecule: messenger RNA, 1412 nt
Organism: Diprion similis
Lineage: Eukaryota; Metazoa; Arthropoda; Insecta; Hymenoptera; Diprionidae
Product: carbohydrate sulfotransferase 11-like
Exons: 4
Coding region: 255-1328 (357 amino acids)
Biological process (GO): carbohydrate biosynthetic process
Cellular component (GO): membrane
Molecular function (GO): sulfotransferase activity
Source: RefSeq, a predicted model, not a curated record